This is a messenger RNA of Mangifera indica (mango), 1711 nucleotides long. Its product is annotated as protein trichome birefringence-like 42. The transcript is spliced from 4 exons. Lineage: Eukaryota; Viridiplantae; Streptophyta; Magnoliopsida; Sapindales; Anacardiaceae. Gene Ontology annotation, cellular component: Golgi apparatus. Gene Ontology annotation, molecular function: O-acetyltransferase activity. The record is from RefSeq and is a predicted model, not a curated record. Bases 298 to 1623 code for a protein of 441 amino acids.
AGGCUUUUUGUUUUUGGCAUCCAUUAGCUCACAAUUAUCACUUUCUUCCUUGUUAUAUGAAUAUUUACUGAAGCCUAGCCAUAACUAAAAUUUACAAAUUUACCAUACAUAAAACUCAUAAGAAAGCCAUGAGAAAGUGAAAGAAAGAAAAAAUAAAGAUAACUGAUAACAUAAAACAAACCUUUCCAUCUUAGAAAUACAAAUAUAUUCUACAUCACUUGAAAAAUUCUUUGAGCCAACUUCUCACGCCAUAAACCUCUUCAACCUAACAGAAACCCCCAAAAGAAAAGAGGGGCAAUGGAGGGCAGCUCAAGCAUCAAUAAUGGAUGGAGAAUUUGCAUUUUGGCAAGCUUCAUAGGCGCCAUCAUCUUGGUUUUCCGUCUUAAACAUUCUAGCAACGACAUAAGCCUGUUAACUGUUCAAAGCUUAGCAGCAACUGCUGCACCAUCCAACAGUAGUGAGUUCAAUACUUCAGCUCAGUCACCUUCACCAGCAGCACCAGUAGCACCAUCCGAGAUUAAUGAGUCAAGUACUUCAACUCAUGAUGAAUAUUUGGAAAAGAAACCAGUGGAGGUCAACAAGGAGAAGUGUAAUAUUUUCUCCGGAGAAUGGGUUUACAAUCCCAAGGAAAGUCCUUUGUAUAAUGGAAAUGAGUGUCCUUUCCUUAGUGAUCAAGUCAGCUGCCGAAGAAAUGGAAGACUGGACAUUGAUUAUGAGAAGUGGAGUUGGGAAGGUAAAGGAUUAUGCCAGAUUCCUAGGUUUAACGCUACUGACAUGUUAAAGAGACUCAAGGGAAAGAGGGUGGUUAUAGUUGGAGACUCUCUCAACAGAAAUCAGUGGGAGUCUCUCGCUUGCCUUCUUUAUUCAGCCACAUCUCCCUCUCGAGCCCAUGUUGACGUUCGAAGUAGCACCUACAAGGUCUUUAAAGCACUGGACUAUCAUUGCUCUGUUGAGUUUUAUUGGAGUCCGUUUUUAGUGGAACUACAGACAAACCAAGAAAACGGUACAAGGAAUAAUAUUUUGAAGCUUGAUGAAGUUUCAGCCUCAGCCAAAAAGUGGAAAGGUGCCCACAUAAUGGUGUUCAACACGGGUCACUGGUGGGUGCACCGAGGAAAGAUCAAAGCGUGGGACUUGUUUCAACAUAAUGGAAAACAAGUGGAGAAGAUGAAAUUAGACUUGGCCUUCGGCAUAGCCAUGAAAACUUGGGCUCGUUGGAUCAACAAACAUGUGGACAAAACCAAAACAACAGUGGUUUUUCGAAACAUAUCCCCCGAACACAAAGACAAGCAAUGGUGCUACAACAGAACUCAACCCAUGAAGGAUGAGUCCUUCAUAGCAACAUUCCCUGAGUCAAUUGUACAGAUUGUUGAGAAAACAAUUGCAGGCAUGAGGACGCCGGUCAAGUAUUUAAAUAUCACAAAGCUAUCUCAAGAUCGGAUUGAUGCACAUCCAUCAGUUUAUGCAAGAAAACAGAAGCAAGCGUUAAUUGCAAAGCAACAACAGAGGCAGCCAGAGAUUUAUGCAGAUUGUAGCCACUGGUGUUUGCCUGGAGUGCCUGAUACGUGGAACAGACUACUCUAUGCAUCCAUGGUUGACAAUUCUUCUUCAAAUUGUAUUGACUAAAUGUAAAGAUUUUCUAUUUUCCCUUUUUACAUGGAAAACGGGAUUUUAUGAUCACACCAAAUAAACUAAUUUAGUUGAACUUCAAUCA